AUGAUUCGCAAUCAUAAAUCAUUAUCAGAAGAAGAAAUAUUGUUGCUUCUCAAAGGUGAUUUAUCUGAUUUGGACCUUGAUAUGUCUGAUGUGGAGGAAGAGGUUGAAAAUGCUCAGCAUCAGGACUCUACUACAGUGGAUAUACAGUUUCUUCAAGGAAUGGACCUUGAUAUGGUUGAAAUUCUGGACCGUCAAGACAAUGAUGAAGAUGAUGUUCCCUUAGCUUCAAGAUUACUUGCUGAGCCAAACCUUGUACCAAGUCAUUCAGCUCAGAAAAUUCAGUGUGAUACACACCGGGGUCUUCGGUGGAGAAUGAAGGACAUUGAAGAAGUGGACACAUCAUGUAAUGCAGUUUUUUCUGACCCUCCAGGAGAUGAACUGACACCUCUGCAGUAUUUAAAAAUAAUCUGUAGUGAUGACAUUAUCCAGAACCUAGUCGAGCAAUCUAAUCUAUACUGCACACAGAAAACAUGUGCAUCUUUAGAUACAAAUGUUCGUGAAAUAAAAAAGUAUAUAGGGAUAAACAUCCUAGCAGGUGUUGUGAAAAUGCCUAGUUACAGAAUGUACUGGGCAGAGGCUACAAGAUUUUCUCCAAUAGCUGACUCAAUGCCUAGAAAUAGGUUUGAUAAGCUAAGAAAUUAUUUACAUGUGAAUGACAACACUAAAAUGAAACAAAGAGAGGACCCUGAUUAUGACAGGCUGUUCAAGGUGAGACGAUUUGUUGACAAAAUCAAACAAGGUUUUUCAAUUAUUGAACCUGAGGAAUAUCAUUCAGUGGAUGAAUUAAUCAUUCCUUUCAAAGGUCAUUCAUCCCUGAAACAGUAUGUAAAAAGCAAACCACACAAGUGGGGUAUAAAAGUUUUUGCCCGUGCUGGUUCUAGUGGAAUUGUGUACGAUUUUGAAAUAUACCGAGGGAAAGGAACUGUGCAUAAUGAUACUGGUCUUGGUAUAAGUGGUGAUAUUGUGAUAAGGCUUCUGGAAGGACUGCCAAAAUAUACAGACAAUUGGUUCACCUCUUACAAUCGUAUUUCUGCCCUGAAAAACUAUGGCAUUUUGGCUGUUGGAACUGUUAGACCCACAAGACCUCAAGGCUGCAAUCUAAAAGCAGACAGUGAGCUGAAAAAGCAGGGACAAGACUCAUACGAUUAUCGAACUGAAACAGAAAGGAACAUCAUAGCGCUGAAGUGGUAUGAUAACAAGUCUGUCGUUCUUGCACCAUCAUACAAAGGAGUAAGUCCAGUAGAACCAGUGAAAUGUUGGUCAGUGGGAGAAUGA
Messenger RNA from Schistocerca nitens (vagrant locust), 1275 nucleotides. RefSeq names its product piggyBac transposable element-derived protein 2-like. Bases 1 to 1275 code for a protein of 424 amino acids. The record is from RefSeq and is a predicted model, not a curated record. NCBI's taxonomy places the organism in Eukaryota, Metazoa, Arthropoda, Insecta, Orthoptera, Acrididae. The transcript has a single exon.